AUGUGUACAGUGAAUGCAUCCCGUCACCGCCCUCGUAGUCAUCCCAAUCCUGUAGAGGUCGUUGCUGCAAAGUGGUUUUGUUGGUCACGCGACGUCUUGGCAUCUCAGAUCAGCUCCGAUGGCGCUCUGGGGAUGCGCCUGGAGCUGACCGCCCAGGGCAGUCUGGACACGCAGCGCGCGCUCCUAUUCGCCAAUGCGCUUACCGCGAACGCCUUCCGGGUUGGUAUGCACAAACUGCAAAGGCGCUACGGCACUCUCAACCUUGGUCAGGACGUCAUGAGCACCGAUCGACUGGCCGACGGAGGUCCUCCCUUCCAGCAGAUGAUCUAUAUUACUCAUCCCUGGAACCGUGGUCCUGCGGCUGCUGCACAAGCAAACUCUGAACGUCGACUUCUGACAACCGCCUACCCUGCGAAGCCGCCCUUCCCUCAACUCCCGGCCAGUACCAGAGGUGACCGAGGGGAGGACUACUCUUUCACCCUCGAGGCUGAAUCAUCGAUCGAGGUAGAUGGCAUAAGAGACACUUGCUUAUCCACCGGACCCUGGAAACACGUGUUUGACUUUUUGGGCUGCGAUUUCCACUCAUUCAGUAAAGCGCUCGUGUCUGGUAUGUCAAUUGUGAACCGCGUAUUUGGGUGCACGCUGCUCGUUGCCGAGGUCAACUGGCUUUGGGGCAUCGCCUCGGGGUGGCAGGUCGGUGCUGGACGGGCGGCGGCAAACAGAAGUUCUGGAUCUGGAUCUCAGCUGCUUUGGCUCGGCUCUGCCUCGUACCCCACCAAGGGACUGAUGGAGACCAACUCAAAUCGCGGGCAGAACGGGAGCACCAGGCGGUCGGCGUCCCGCUCCGUGUCGCAUUCUCACAAGCUUUCUUCCGGGAGCACGUCGAGCAUAUCCAGUCGCAAGAGCCGGCAUGCUGAACCAGUUGCAAGCUUUGAGGUUCCUGUGGAUGCGAGUUUAUCAAUGCCUCCACCGCCCCGACCCUCGAGCUUGAAAAGCCCUCGCUCGUCCUUUCUGCAGAGCCGCCGUGAGUCGGCCGCCUCGGAACCAUGGAGCGAGGAAUACCGCUCGAACAACCGCCUGCAGCAGGGAGACGCUGAGGGUCUCCGCUCGCAGGAUGGGGACGAACUAGCCGUCGACGACCACGACACCCCUCGGCUUGGCCCUACCACUGGCAUAAUCCGAGACGGCAGCACCGUGGACCGCCUGCCUGAUCCCGCCCUGACCUCUCGAUCUUCCUUUUCCGACGAGGGAGUGGCAUCCAAACGCUUGUCUGUCUCCUCCGCCUAUUCUUUGGCCUCGGCUCGUGGUAUUCCUAGCUCUGCUGCAUCCGUAUCUGCAUCAUCCGACGGCGGCGUCUCGCGCUCCGUGUCCGGUGUCAUUAUGGCUACCAACCACAAGGGCUUGGGACCAACACCUGGCCAUUCCGAGGCUGGGGUCUCGAACGUCACCGUCACCACCUCCUCGAGCCCUCCGACACCCAUGGGGGCUGGCCACCAGUUGAUGACUCGAGACUCCACCCCGGCGAGUUCUCUGGACGUUGUCAAGAGGAACGCACCACCCAGGUCCGACCCUAACAGCAACACCCCGCGGUCACAACCGCCGACUAGAUCUCGCAGUAGAGCCAAGAGGCGGUUUAGCGGUAGUACUGUGACUAGCAGUCACAGCCCGAGCAGUGAUCGGGGCAUCCUUCACGGCACCAAGGAAAAGGAGGAGGCGAGGCCUGCCCCUCUGGGCAUUAUUGGAGUCUGUGCUCUCGACUCCAAGGCCAGAAGCAAGCCUAGCAGAAACAUCCUGAACCGUCUGAUUGGGAAAAAGGAAUUCGACGUCAUUGUCUUCGGGGACAAGACAAUCCUCGACGAAGAGGUGGAGAACUGGCCCAUCUGUGACUAUCUGAUUUCUUUCUACUCUGACGGUUUCCCGCUAGAGAAGGCAAUAGCAUACGUCAAGGCAAGGAAGCCGUUUUGCGUCAAUGAUGUGCCCAUGCAAAAGAUCCUGUGGGAUCGACGACUCUGCCUUCGUAUCUUGGACUUGAUCGGCGUGCCAACCCCCAAACGAGUUGAGGUCAACCGUGAUGGAGGCCCUGGUCUCCUCACGCCUGAGGUGGCCAAGCACAUCGAGAGCAUCACCGGGCUCGCUCUGGAACCCACCAAUCCCGAGAAGGCUGUGCGCCCUAGAAAGGUCGAGCUGCUAGACGAUGGGGACAUCCUAAGCGUUGACGGCACCCUCCUCAAGAAACCAUUUGUGGAGAAACCCACCAGCGGCGAGGACCAUAACAUCAUCAUAUACUUUCCGAAGUCAAGUGGUGGCGGCGCCCGUAAGCUUUUCAGGAAAAUUGGCAACAAAAGCUCCGAGUACAUACCCGAUCUUACGAUUCCUCGAGCUAUCACCGAACCGGACAGCAGCUACGUCUACGAAAAGUUUAUGAGAGUAGAAAAUGCUGAGGAUGUCAAGGCUUACACCGUUGGCCCCGCGUUCUGCCAUGCCGAGACAAGGAAAUCUCCUGUUGUCGACGGAAUCGUUCGACGAAAUACGCAUGGCAAGGAGAUCCGCUACGUCACCCCUCUCAACGAUGAAGAGAAAGAAAUGGCACGAAAGAUAUCAACAGUAUUUGGGCAACGUGUCUGUGGGUUCGAUCUGCUGAGAGCUGAAGGCAAGAGCUAUGUGAUCGACGUCAAUGGCUGGAGCUUUGUCAAGGACAACGAUGACUACUACAAUCACUGCGCUAAGAUCCUAAAGGAGAUGUUCGUUAAGGAGAAAGCACGCCGAGGUGGUCUUACGCCACCGUUGCCGUCUCCCACCGCCUUUGACACUGCCGAUCCGCUUGCUAAGUCAGCAGUGGGUGCGAAGGAGCAGGCACCGCGAGCAGAUGCUUUACCAAUCAGCCAAGCCAAAUCUCCCGAAGCGCCGGGCACUGGCAUGGCUACGUCGGCGGCCAAAUCCAUCCAAGAUAUCAAAACGGCGGACGAAAUUCUGUCUGGUGCCAUAUCGCCGCCCAGAUCCGAAGGGGUUUCGUCUGGUAUAGCAUCAAAGGUGCACAGCGGCGUAUUGAGCCCAGCGAGUAUCGUGCCUGCGGACUCUACGGUACCCAGCGUACCAGCAACUGCACCAGCCACAGUUCCUGGCACGCCAGCAGUGAAUGCCAACAACUCGGUUGACGCGGAGUUUGACCAGCCAACCCCUCCGCCUCCGCCGCCCAAGCAUCAGUGGAAGUUGAAAGGCUUGGUAUCUGUCAUUCGCCACGCCGAUCGCACACCCAAACAGAAGUACAAAUUCACAUUCCACACUCAGCCCUUCAUCGACCUUUUGAAAGGCCAUCAGGAGGAGGUAUUGCUCAUCGGCGAAGCUGCUCUUAGUAGUGUCCUAGAUGCAGUAGACUUUGCUCUUCGGCAAGGUGAAGAAGACAUGGUCAAACUACGGUCCCUUCGCAACGUCCUCGUGAAGAAGGGGGGUUGGGCCGGAACCAAGAUCCAGAUCAAACCCAUGUUUCGUAAAAAGAAGUCAGACGACAUGGCGGCCAGCUCUACCACAAAGCUCACCGAGGCUGCCUCGGUCGAACCCGGGGAGCCACGUAAUGAAACACCUGUUAACGACCAGCCAGGCGACGCCAAUGCCGAUGAGACAGCCAUCGGACCCGACGGGAGUCGUCGCCCGCCUAAACGCAGCGACUCAAUGUCCGGUGUCACGAUGUCAAAGUUCACUGCUGCUGAGAACAGCCUUGUGCUAGAUAAGUUGCAACUUAUUGUGAAGUGGGGCGGUGAACCUACGCACUCAGCUCGGUACCAGGCUAUUGAACUCGCGCAGAACAUGAGGAAUGAUUAUCUAUUGUUGAAUCGCGAGGUUCUCGACGAAGUUCAUGUGUUCAGCAGCUCGGAGAGACGAGUGACAGCCAGCGCACAGAUAUGGGCCACCACUUUCUUGAACAAGGAAGAGCUCCCGCAAGACGCUAUCACCGUUCGGAAAGACCUGUUGGACGACUCCAAUGCCGCGAAGGAUGAAAUGGAUAAAGUCAAGAAGAAGCUUAAAGGGCUCCUGCGCAAGGGUAACGAGCGUCCACCCCAAUUUGCGUGGCCUGAUAGCAUGCCAGAGCCUUCGGAGGUGCAGAAUCGAGUCGUGGCACUCAUGAAGUUCCACCGCAGAGUCAUGCAGCAUAACUACAACAAGCUUCUCAGUGGUGCGGUCACCUCGUUGAGUGCUAUACAAAACCCUAGCGUGGAAAAGCUAGAAGGAGAGGGUUCAACGUCGUCAAUGGCGUCAGCCCUCUCUCAAGCCAAUGCAGUGAACAACAUUCAAGCGAGGUGGUGCUGUGGCGAGGACGCUGAGCUGUUCAAAGAGCGCUGGGAAAAGCUGUUUGCAGAAUUUUGCGACAACGAAAAAGUCGAUCCAAGCAAGAUCUCCGAGCUAUAUGACACGAUGAAGUUCGAUGCCCUUCACAACCGGGCCUUUCUUGAAUGGGUAUUUACACCGCCCAAGGAGAUGCUGGAGAAGGAGUACGGUAUUUUCAUCGGGCGAGACGGGAAAGUCACACCCAAAGAGAGUGAAGAAAGCAAAGACGCGACUGCUUCCGAUGAUAAGUCAGACCAGAGUCAGGCCGUAGGGUCGCCUCCUAGUGAGAGAUCAGAUAAAUCAGAGCGAUCUGAUCGAACUGAUCGAGCUGAAAGGGGCGACGUUCGGGGCACGGCUAAGAGAAUAUUCCGGAGACGCUCUUGGAUGAACAUGAACAUGCGUCAGCAAGGGGCAGACCCUCCUGAACAGUACUUCCGGUUGCAACAAUCAGGCGGUCCGACAAAGGCAAAGACCGAUGCACGAUUUGAGUCUUUGCGAGAACUGUACACGCUGGCCAAGGUCUUGUUUGACUUCAUCUGCCCCCAGGAGUAUGGAAUUUCAGACAGUGAAAAGCUUGAGAUUGGUCUUUUGACAACCCUUCCUUUGCUCAAGGAGAUUGUGCAAGACCUCGAGGAAAUGCAAGCAUCGGAUGACGCGAAGUCGUUCUUCUACUUCACCAAAGAAUCGCACAUCUACACACUGUUGAAUUGCAUUCUCGAGGGCGGCAUCAAGACCAAGAUCAACCGGGCUAGCAUCCCUGAACUCGAUUACCUGUCCCAAAUCUGCUUCGAGCUUUACGAGUCGGAAAUCAAGCCGCCCAUUACGUCUCCGGAAAAUCCUUCCACAUUUGCCUACAGCAUUCGCAUCACUAUCAGUCCCGGAUGCCACAUCUAUGAUCCUCUUGAUAUCCAGCUCGACAGCAAGCACUGCAUCGGCUGCGCGCCGCGUAGGAGUUUGACAGAUCACGGUGACUGGAAGACCGUCAUCGAGACUCUGAGGGCUAAGUUUCAUCAGGUUAAAUUGCCGAAGAGUUUCCUUGCCAUCAACUUGUCUGAUGCUUUCUCCUUCCAAGAGAAAGAGCGUCAGAACUCCGAAGGCGACGUUUUGGAAAUGAAGAAUGUUGAGCACGCGGCGUCGUACGUGCCCCCGAGCCAUGAGCCAGUUGUCUCUGGGGCUGUUGCCGGAUCCAUUGAUCCGACAGCUCCUACCGCGGCCGACCCAGAGAAAUGA
Messenger RNA from Neoarthrinium moseri, 5553 nucleotides. RefSeq lists its product as uncharacterized. The record is from RefSeq and is a predicted model, not a curated record. The transcript has 8 exons. Gene Ontology annotation, cellular component: cytosol. Gene Ontology annotation, molecular function: 5-diphosphoinositol pentakisphosphate 1-kinase activity; diphosphoinositol pentakisphosphate kinase activity; inositol hexakisphosphate kinase activity. Lineage: Eukaryota; Fungi; Ascomycota; Sordariomycetes; Amphisphaeriales; Apiosporaceae. The coding region runs from base 1 to 5553 and encodes 1850 amino acids. Gene Ontology annotation, biological process: inositol metabolic process; inositol phosphate biosynthetic process.